Messenger RNA from Symbiodinium sp. CCMP2592, 1419 nucleotides. The record is from the annotation of a GenBank genome assembly. Lineage: Eukaryota; Dinophyceae; Suessiales; Symbiodiniaceae.
AUGGCGAAGCUUCGACAAGUCUUCGAGGAAGCGGGUCAAAGUAACCUGCUCGUAGAGUUCGAGGCAGCCAGUACUACCGACGGUGGCGAAGGCGAGGAUGCGGACUUCGAAGACGACGACGAUGAAGACGAGGCUGAUGAGGAGCCUGCCGAAGUGGACGAGGAGGACGAGGAGGCCGAGGAAGAGGAGCCUGACGAAGACGAGGCGGAAGAGGACGCAGGAGGGAAGGAAACGAAAUCCAUCACGAAGGAAGCCAAACUUCAAAAGCCUUCGGCGGAGAGCAGCAAGGCGAAACAAAGUCCUCCUCGCGAGUCCUUCCCAGCGCUCCGCGCUUACCUGUCUCGCACGACGGCCUUCGAACGGGCUCUUCGGGAUGAAGGGAUGGAGCACCUGCUAAACGACCCACCAGAGCUUGGCCGUCUGUUGCGGCUGAUCAAGUCCUUGAUGAGCACUCUCGAGACACAUGGUUUGAAAGAUGCCGAAAAGGAUCCGUCCCUGCUGGCAGAAAUCCUCUCUGCUUACAGAGCGCUGCAGUCCGCCUUCCGGGAAUACGACAUGGAGGAACUUUUCGAAGAUCCCGAGUAUGCUCUCAAGGCCUUUCUGCGAAAUCAUCAUCGGAUUCGCGCUGAGUUCGACAAGUACGGCCUAGGCUACCUCUUCGACAGUGUGCCGUCAAUGCGAGAUUUCCUUGCAAAGUACAAGGACAUGGAGCAGGAACUCAAGGCCGUGAAGGAAGCGAGAGCUGGAGAAAGGCUGGCUCAACGUGACGCUGACAUGGCCCGCCUCGAGAGUCGCCUCCUCAAGAAGGAAGAGGAGAUCGAAGAUCUGAAAGCUCGGCUCAAGGAGUUCGAACAGUUGGGCGACGUGAGUGCGGUAAGGAAGUGGAAAGCUGACUCCGAAGAGCUCAAACGCCUGCAGAGGAUCUAUAACUCCACCAGCAGCCGCCUCGCCGAGCUAGAAGCCAGGCUGCCUGUAGCAUGGCUAGGGCAGGGCGGUGACGAUGCGACACCUGCACCUCAUCCUACCGCCGAGGAAAGGGCCUUGGACCUCAAAGAGAAGGAGCUUGUGCCCGUCACUGCCAUGCAGCAACUUUGCCAGCAUGGAGAGAGCAAGCAAAGCCAUCAGGAGCGCGAGGCAGCGUUGGAGAAGGAGCGGCUCAUGGCCGUCAAGUACAAGGACAGACAGACAACCAAAGGGCAAAAUAUACAGUCACAUACAUUCACCCUUCGAACAAACAGUAUAGUGCAUCAUGAGAGCAGGGGGAACUCGCCUGAGCUAGAGUCUGAGCAAGCCAUCCAACCGCGAAAGCUUCCAGCACAGCUUUCAUCAUAUGAUCACUGCAUCACAGUAUCUGUGGGCAGCCAAGAGAGCUACAACAUCCAGACCACCGCUAUGAUGUCAAACGGAUUCGCGCAAUGA